Sinocyclocheilus rhinocerous is the source of this 4235-nucleotide messenger RNA. RefSeq names its product microtubule-associated serine/threonine-protein kinase 3-like. Gene Ontology annotation, molecular function: magnesium ion binding; ATP binding; protein binding. The transcript is spliced from 22 exons. The record is from RefSeq and is a predicted model, not a curated record. NCBI's taxonomy places the organism in Eukaryota, Metazoa, Chordata, Actinopteri, Cypriniformes, Cyprinidae. Gene Ontology annotation, biological process: peptidyl-serine phosphorylation; intracellular signal transduction. The coding region runs from base 385 to 3981 and encodes 1198 amino acids.
CUUCCUCCACUCCGCACACCCGCCUUUCUUUUAUUGUUGCCCUAAACUUGUAAUCGUUACAGUUGGGUUGCUGUACCUUUAAGCGCGCGAGCAGCACCCGUUUGGAGGUGACAGGGCUUGAGUAUAACCAGACGAUGGCAUUUUCCAAACCUAUGUGGCAAUGUGUCACUUGUGAGAAAAUAACGCGAUGAUGGCAUCACGCUGCUGUACUUAAGGCGCUUUCUGUCUACUCCCCCGUACUGCAUGCAAUGGAGUCUGUGUCGACAUGGAGUUCGCCUGGGAAUUACAUUAGACUUCACUGCUUUUACUCGUGCCAAUGCUGCGGUGUAUCAUCGAUGAGGAUUUGUUAACUGCGGGGACAACGAAGACGAGCACACCGACAUCAUGUCUGAUCGGAAUUACUGGACGGUGUGUCCGAGUUAUAAAAGUCAGUUCGUUUCAGGAGGUUUAGUCAAACGACCCAAGAGUAAUCGGAACAAGAGGAAGAGUUUGGCUCCCUCACCUACUCUAUCAAGACCGCUCUCACCCCUUCCUUUGCCAGCUGGCAGCAGUCCGCUGGACAGUCCCAGAAAUGUCUCCAGCAGUCCUUCUGUCAAUUUUCCAUUCAUACGGAGACCAGACACGCGAAGGUGGUCUGUAGCAUCUGUCUCCUCUGGAUAUGGAACCAAUCCACCCAGUUCUGCUGUUUCAUCUUCCUCCUCCUCACAGGAGCUCCUGCACCAGCUGCCCUCCCAGCCCACCCCAGAUGACCUCCAUCGCCUCUUCAAGCAUUUCAGGAGCUCAGAGAGUGUGGCAGAUGAGGAUGGACAGCCCUCGCCUUUCCGUCCUCGCUCACGGAGUCUUAGCCCUAAGCGGACAUGUGGCUCUUUUGAUAACGAGAUUGUGAUGAUGAAUCACGUCUACAAAGAACGGUUUCCAAAGGCUACAGCUCAGAUGGAGGGGCGUUUGCUGGCAGUGAUUGCAGACUACUCUCCAGACAGCGCUCCUCCUCUUGCUGAUGGAGUGCUGGGCUUCAUUCAACACCAGCUGGUCGAGCUCGUCCGAGACUGUCUGGAGAAGUCCAGAAAGGGGCUCAUCACAUCUUGCUACUUUGUGGAACUUCAGGAAAAAUUAGAAAAUUUCCUACAUGAGGUAGAAACAUAUUCCAUACCUGUAUUGAAGGCUGUGUACCUAGUAAGGCAUCGCGGGACACGGCAGCGGUUUGCCAUGAAGAAGAUCAACCGGCAGAACUUGAUCCUGAGGAACCAGAUCCAGCAGGUUUUUGUGGAACGGGACAUCUUGACGUUUGCAGAGAACCCUUUUGUGGUCAGCAUGUUCUGCUCCUUUGAGACACGACGGCACCUUUGCAUGGUCAUGGAGUAUGUGGAGGGUGGAGACUGUGCAAAUUUGCUGAAGAAUAUGGGUCCUGUAACGGUCUGUGGCACUCCAGAGUACAUUGCACCAGAGGUGAUCCUGAGGCAAAGUUACGGGAAACCUGUGGAUUGGUGGGCCAUGGGCAUUAUCCUGUAUGAGUUCCUGGUGGGCUGUGUGCCUUUCUUUGGAGACACACCAGAAGAGCUCUUUGGCCAGGUGGUCAGUGAUGAAAUUGAGUGGCCAGAGGGUGAUGAUGCAUUACCUCUUGAGUCUCAAGACCUCAUCACAAAACUGCUGAGACAAAGUCCCAAAGAGCGCUUGGGAGCUGGAGGGACAGCAGAGGUCAAACAUCACAUCUUCUUCCAUGGUCUGGACUGGAGUGGACUGUUAAGGCAGAAAGCAGAGUUCAUUCCACAGCUUGAAACUGAAGAAGACACAAGCUACUUUGACACACGUUCUGACCGUUACCAGCACUCUGAGGAGGACGAUGAGACAAACGAUGAUGAAUCUUAUCAGGAGAUCAAGUUCUCUUCCUGCUCGCAUCGCUUCAGCAAGGUGUACAGUAGCUCCGAGCAGCUGGCUUCUCCCUCCAACUUGAGCCUGUCCUCCUCUGAGCGGAGCUGCAGCGAGGAGAAGGAGGACCGGUGGGAUGGUCAUUCAAUGCUUUCUCCAGUAGAAACCCCCAGACAGCUUCCAUGUAGCGACAGGAAGCAGGAUUCCCACAGGGGCAGCCUGUCCUCCUCUGAGCGGAGCUGCAGCGAGGAGAAGGAGGACCGGUGGGAUGGUCAUUCAAUGCUUUCUCCAGUAGAAACCCCCAGACAGCUUCCAUGUAGCGACAGGAAGCAGGAUUCCCACAGGGGCAGUCCGAGGCCGAGAGCAUCAUCCAGUUCAUCUCAGCCUGAGAGGGGCACUAGUCCUUUAAUAUUGAACAGCACUCAGAGCCUUGAGGCCAUGCCACGCUUUGCUUUUCCUGAGGAUGAGGAAGGUCUUGUCUCAAAUCUCCGGCGAAUUCGUCUGCGCAGCAACUCCACUGGAACAAGACCUACUAAUCGCAGGGACCACAAGGGUUCGCGCCGCCUCGGGCUUCAGCAGGAGACUCCAGAGAAGCCACGCUCAUCAUUUACAUGCAACGUCCCCAAGUCUGCAUCCGUGUCUGGCCUUUCCCUCAUCGUCACAGCAGAUGACAUCCCCGGUGGGCUCCAGACGAGCCCCAUGUCUUCACACUCCCUCUCAUCCAACCCUUCAUCUCGGGACUCUUCCCCAAACCGAGACCUCUCUCUCAGCGUAAGCAGUCUUCGUCCUCCUGUGGUCAUCCACAGCUCUGGGAGGAAGUAUGGCUUUACGCUCCGUGCCAUUCGGGUCUACAUGGGUGACACUGAUGUCUACACGGUGCACCACAUGGUCUGGAGCGUUGAAGACGGCAGUCCUGCUCACGAGGCCGGACUGAGGGCUGGUGACCUCAUCACUCAUGUGAAUGGAGAGUGUAUCCAGGGUCUGGUGCACACGGAUGUGGUGGAGCUUCUGCUGAAGAGUGGCAGUAAAGUGACUCUGCAGACGACUCCUCUUGAGAAUACGUCCAUUAAAAUCGGGCCUGCGAGAAAGACCAGCUCGAAGGGGAAGAUGGCACGACGCAGCAAAAAGAGCAAAAGGAAAGAGGGUCAAGACAGCAAACGGCGAAACCUUUUGAAGAAGCUGCCCAAACACAGUCCAGGGAUUCAGAACAGUCGCAGUUUCUCGGCGGGUUUUCAGCACUCACCUAACGACAGCCUGUCGGACUCUCCAACGCCGAGCCUAUCUCCUGGGCCCAACACCCCAUGCAGAAGCCCAGCUCCAGACCUGUCAUGUGAUUCAAACUCUCCACAGAGUUCCUCACCCUGCUCAAGCUCUCCGAAUUCACCCAUUCCUCAAAGUCGACCAAGUUCUCUUCAUGUUUUGGGAUCCAAGAUUGGCCUCCGCUAUAGCAAAGCAGGCCGCUGCAAGUCCACCAACAGUAUUCCCCCCUCUCCCCUCGCCUGCAAUCCCUCCUCACAGCCUCUGUCUCCACAGUAUUCUCCAUCUUCCCUCGCCGGAGUUCCUAAAAGCCUCCACUCGUUUCAUAAUAAGAUGAUGUCCCCGCCGACCAUCGUGAGACAGACGGUGUGUCCCCGCAGUGCAGAAUCACCCCGUUCGCCACUGCUGAACAGGGUUCAGUCAUCUGAGAGGCCCUCCGGUGCCCAACAUGGAGACAAAAAGGCUUUCUCCACUCGAAGACACACUGUGGAAGUUCCCCAGAGUGAAGCUGAGGGACUCGAGUCACAAACUAGUGACAUUGCCUCAGGUUUUGUGUGUGUCGGUGACCAUGCUAGACAAGGGUUGUACCUGGCUGGCCAACGAGUGACUGACUCCGGCGGUGCAGUGAUGAGGAAGCGAGAUUCAUUUAAAAAGCAGGAAGCUGUUCAGGAGGUCAGCUUUGAUGACUCUGAUGACAAGGAGGCCACAACAUCUACACCAGUGCCAUCUCAUCCACGUUUCAGAGCGGCGUGGAUCAGCGCAACACAGGCGGACGGAAGCUCCCAAACUUCAGCGAGGAAGACCGAUGAGAUUGGACCCAAGCUAAAAGAACAGAAGAAACCAGAGGAUAAGUGUUAGCCUUAGAUAAGUCCAGAAAACUGUGAGACUCAGAUGUACGGGUGCUUCGAUGAUCAUUUAAAUCAUAAUCAGAGAAAGGACAGGGGUAGAAAUUCUUUGUUUAGUGUCAUUUAUUCGUAAGUUAGAAGUCAUUCACCUGCCAAAUAGCCUUUUAAAGGAUAAUUUUCCCGAAAAGAAAAUUCUGCCAUCUUUUUUUUUUUUUCAGCCUCAUGUCGUUGCAAACCUGUGAAACUUACUUUCUACUGUGGAACAUA